UGCUAAUGAACACAUCGUCUAGGCAAGCAUUCUAUAUCACUAGCAAAUUUGUUGGCGUUUCUAGUCGCGCGCAAAACUCAAUAGAACAACAAGGUCGCGUGAUCAUUUACCACAGGUCAAUUUCCAUAGUCUACUGCGGCGGACUGGCAGUGCCCUUUCGUCGCUAUUUGGUGUGUAAUGAAGUCUGGAGACGGACAACAAGAUGAGAGCCAUCGCAAGUUGCUCGAGAACAACAAGAAAGGACACAACGCAGAUAUGCAUGGGUCGAGUGGGAAUGGAUCUGUUCUCUCCUUCCACGAUGUCACAUACAGUGUGCGUGUGAGAGAGAAAGGAUGUGCGUGCUGUGCAAGAUACAAUACGAAGAAGAUACUCAAAGAAAUCAGUGGAAUCAUGAAGCCAGGCAUGAAUGCUAUUCUUGGACCAACAGGAAGUGGGAAGACAACGCUUCUCGAUCUUCUUGCUGGAAGAAAGGAAACUGGAACAAUAUUUGGUGAAGUACUAUUGGAUGGUUUUACUCUACCCGAGGACUUCAAAUGUAUGUCAGGAUAUGUUGUGCAAGAAGAUAUUGUGAUGGGAACAUUAACUGUUAGAGAAAACCUUCAUUUUUCAGCUGCACUUCGACUGCCAAAGAGUACAACUGGUCAUCAAAGAAGUGCCCAAGUUGAAACUAUUUUGUUAGAUUUAGGAUUGACACAAGUAGCAGAUUCAAAGGUUGGCACAGAGUUUAUAAGAGGUAUAUCAGGUGGCGAACGAAAAAGAACAAACAUUGGCAUGGAACUGAUCAUAUCUCCAUCUGUAUUAUUUCUCGAUGAACCCACCACUGGCCUGGAUGCCUUCACUGCAGUGUCUGUUAUGAAGCUGCUAAGCACCCUUUCUAAACGAGGCAAGACUAUAAUUUUCUCUAUUCAUCAACCACGUUAUGCAAUAGUAAAGUUGUUUGACUCACUCACUUUGCUGGGAAAUGGGCAGACGGUCUAUCAUGGACCAUCAGCCAAAGCGCUCACCUACUUUGAGCAAAUGGGCUAUGUUUGUGAGCAACAUGACAACCCUGCUGACUUUUUUCUGGAUACGAUUCAAAGUGUCACUGUUGCAGAAGAGGGAAACGACAAAAGAGACCUUUCUCUUGCUGUCAAAUAUCAGUCAUCAGAAUAUGCACAAGAAGCCCAAAGGGAACUUGAUGCAAUACAGGAUUGCCAUCAGAUAAACACGAGAGAAGCAAGCCCAGCAUAUUUUCAAAGUGCUGGGUAUCCUACUAGCCGCCUCUUCCAAUUCUGUAUCAUCAGCAAGAGAACGGUUCUCAACAUCAUUCGAACUCCAUCAACGUCAAUCAUGCAGGUGCUAAUCAAUAUAAUUUUUGGAAUUUUUGUUGGAGGCAUCUACUACCAGAUGAGUGACAGUGCAAAAGACGGACUUCAGAACAGAGUUGGAGCUCUUUUCUUCAUCGUAAUGAACAUGAUCUUUGCCAACAUGGCUGCAGUUGAACUCUUCCUUAAACAGAGAUUGAUUUUCAUGCAUGAAUCAGUCAGUGGGUAUUACCGUGUGUCGUCCUACUUCAUUGCCAAAAUUGUGUGUGAUAUGAUUCCUUUACGAGUGAUCCCCGUCAUCACCUUUUCCAGCAUUGUGUAUUACAUGAUUGGUUUGCAGAGUGAUAUAGAAAAAUUCUUUAUUUUUAUAUUGACUCUUCUCCUCACAUCACUAGCAGGAUCAGCACUUGCCUUCCUGUAUAGUUCUUUGGUGAGCAUUCAAGCAUUAGCAACUCUGUUCUUAGCCCUCACGUUUGUCUUGAUGAUGGUGUUUGGAGGAUUACUGGCUAAUCUGACAACAAUACCAGUAGUUCUUCGUUGGUUGAAAUAUUUGAGUAUUUUUCGAUAUGCUAUGGAGGCAUUAGAGAUCAAUGAGUUGGAUGGGAUGCUGUUCUGCAACAAAGCAGACAAAAUCAACAAUACAUGCAUCUAUCCACACCCCAAUGUGACCUCUGGAACGUUGUAUCUGGAAUCACAAGGUUUCUAUCCACCAGAUCGACUGUGGUUUGCCUUACUGGCUCUUGGCUGCUUCAUUGUUGGACUGCUGGUGUUGACCUAUCUAAGGCUCCGAUUCAUGAGAAAAACUCGAUAAACUGACAUUGAUGUGUAAAUUUGAUUGAAUGACAUAAAUGCAUGUGGCAAAAAUAA
Corticium candelabrum is the source of this 2171-nucleotide messenger RNA. Its product is annotated as broad substrate specificity ATP-binding cassette transporter ABCG2-like. The transcript has 16 exons. The coding region runs from base 178 to 2115 and encodes 645 amino acids. Gene Ontology annotation, cellular component: plasma membrane. The record is from RefSeq and is a predicted model, not a curated record. Lineage: Eukaryota; Metazoa; Porifera; Homoscleromorpha; Homosclerophorida; Plakinidae. Gene Ontology annotation, molecular function: ATP hydrolysis activity; ATP binding; ABC-type transporter activity. Gene Ontology annotation, biological process: transmembrane transport.